GUAGGGAGUUCACUCCCGGACUCGGAGUGAAUGCCUUUCCCAGGUUCGUCUUGGCGUUUCAGUGCUCCUGGUGCCGCACCGACCGAUGGGCACCUCACCGUUUUACUCUCGCGCGAUCGCGAUCAGAAACACGUGAAGGUGCACACGUUCGUUCGGUUGGCGAGCGUCAGAUCAAGUUCAAACAGAUCGGUGAAGCUGAUCGAUUGCGCUGAUUGCGCGUCGGCUAAUCGCACCGUCGUCGAUCUGGAAAAUCAUCAGCGAGAAUCAUGAUCAGACUCGCGUUUCUCGUUCUCGCGAUUGAUCUGACGAUCGGCCAGCUUAACUACGAGGGAAAUCCGUUCACGGAAUAUACCGAGUAUAUUGCCGAAGAGAGCAAUCUCUCCGAAAGAUCGGCCAGACAGAAUGACCCCUCGCCGAUCAAUCACUCGAAUUCUGAGAUAUUGUCACCUCCGCGUCCUCAAAAGCUCUAUCCGGUUGUAAAUUCUGAAAACAGCAAGAAUCUUCAAGACAACAACAAUCUUCUUUCCGAUAAGCUGCAAGAGCAACCUUUCUUUUCGGUUCAAAGUUUUCGACCGGACACCGAAGACACGUCCGCUCGGCAGUUUCAAACUCCGUCCGACCAGAACGCGCCGAUCACUCCGGCACGAAUCGCGCUUAACACGUUUCUGAAUUCCAAAACGCCUGAGGAAUCCCGAGCGUCUCUCGAUCAGUAUCUCCGUAGUCAACAAUUGCUGCCGAACGACCAAUCGCGGUCGUUGGACGCGAGUAACAGUCAGAAUACGAGGUCGAUGGAGCAACAGUUCGUCAAUCAACAGCAGUCCCAAAUUCCGCAAAUCUCUCAAAUCGGGCAACAGAAAUCGCCGAUGGCUCCGCAAGAAAUGCGGUUAACGUCGCAAGUAGGCCAGAGUCAGCUGGCGUCGCAGCUGAUGCCGCAUCAGACCGAGCAUCAACUGUUGUCAGGUACCGAGCAGGUUUAUCAACUUAGCUACGAUCAGCAACCGCCUCCUAUCCAACCGGUAAUCAAAGCGCCUGCCGGAGUGCAGAUUGUGAGACAAGGGAUGCUGCAACCGGUGCCGUUCAUGUCCAGUUUUCAGUCCAGAAAUGACUUCAUCGCGCCGGCAAUGUGGGGAGAGAGGAGAAAGAGGAUUCACGGAAAGCCGUUCCCCUUCGCGCAGUCCAGGAUAGCGCCUGGAUUCUACAAAGGACCGGUUGUAGUUCCUUUCAAGCCCAAAGUUCCACCGAUGGAAGUGAUUUACACAAAGCCGCCAGGCUUUCAAAGAAGACCGCCCGUUAUCAGCAAUCCGCCCGUGCCCUACGAAGAUGCGAGCCCCUGGUUUCCGGACUCGGAUCAUCCGCCGCCCCACAAGGACGUCUACUAUUCGCAGUUGUACGCGCAGUCGUACGAUCCUCAUUACUACAAUUACAUCGGCGCGACCGGCAAGAUUCGGCCGUAUCUCUACGGGAAACUGGGCAAGCAUCAGGAGGAGCAGAGCGACGACAUCUGGUCGGAGUUGUAUCGCGGCUUCAAGAAACACGGUUUGAAGAACAUCAUGACACCGACCUUUCUGCUGGGCAUGACGCUGCCGGUGGUGACUCUGAUGCUCUCCGCCCUCGUGCAGAAACGGUCGAUCGCGCGAUCAGACGAGGCGAGGAAUCUGGAUCAGGAGAACGCGCUGCAGGAAUACCUCGAGAGACUGCAGCGGGCGAUGGAGUGCUACGGCAAGAAUUCCCGCGACGCGAAACUAGACGGUUGUUAGAAUGAACGGUGCGGCUGUAAACUCUUGUUUUUUUUUUGUUUUUUUUUUUUUUAUUUAACACUGGAGCCGUUGAAUGAAAUAAUAACUCGAUUCAUGCAAGGCAGCGCGCGAAAAAGUAGCCAACUCUAUUAGUCCGGUUUCGACAUCAGUGGCGAUGAACAGACACCGUCAGUUAUUCGGGCAACGUUACUUAAAAUCAUUUUGAUAAAUCAAUAUAGGUGUAGUGUCACUUAUUACAUUACGGUAAAUAGAACGCUAUGAGAUUUUUUAAUUUAAUAUUCGACAUUAUAUCAAAUAUAAUAUACUAAAAUAGGAAAUACUUUCUAGCGCACUGCGUUAUUUCACUCAUCGGCUAAAAUGUGGCUGUUUGAUGGAGAUUUAUUUCAUAAUAUUCAAUAGGAAGAAUAUAUCCUUUUGUAUUAAUUUAAAAGAAAAUUGGACUGCCACAUUUUACGAUAUAUGACUUGGUUGAUUAUGGAUCUAUUAUUAUUUAAAGGCAAAACGCGCGCGCUUUAAGAACAAACGAAACAAAUUUAAACGUAAGAGUAACAUCAUCGGUGCAAAAUAAAUUAAAUUAUUUUGAAUAAAAACACCGCGCAAUCAUGUAACGCGUGAAAACAGCAAUGCAGUCAGCAAGCUAGUAACUUUAGGCGAAAAAAAAAGGCUUCUAGAUAAAUAUUUUAACUUCCGCAUAAACGGCCGUUUCCGGUCAUCUUCGUGCGGAAACACGAAAAAUAACGUUUUACACACACGGCUUAUUACAUAUGCUGCGCUAACGAUCGCAACAGCAUGGGUCUAAUGAUACGCACGCGUUUUCGCAAUGUGUUAUUAGUGUUACGCAAGACCGACGUCUCUCUCCCGUCUGUUGGAAGUCAUUGUUGUUAACGAAAAAAGAACUGCUGCACAAAGAGCAUUUCUGUCUUUUUUUUUUCCACAAUCUAAAUUCAAGAGAAUUAAAUAAACGAGACGAGAGUCACAGAGACUCAUACCGAUCUUACCGUAUCGAACACAUAAUGUACAUAAAAAAAAAAAAUACGCGUACUCUUGUUAUAUAAA
Molecule: messenger RNA, 2813 nt
Organism: Pseudomyrmex gracilis
Lineage: Eukaryota; Metazoa; Arthropoda; Insecta; Hymenoptera; Formicidae
Exons: 3
Coding region: 267-1757 (496 amino acids)
Source: RefSeq, a predicted model, not a curated record